AUGGAGAAAGUUGACGCGGACGUCCAUCAGUUCGACAUCCUUGACGGUUCACCCCUCUAUGUGAAUCCAAAACAGUUCCAUCGUAUCAUCAAGAGACGUGUAGCACGACAGAAGGCCAGAGAGGCUACGGUCGGGGCUACGUAUUCCCAGGAUGCUCCAGCGAAUGACUCGCAAGGGGCCUCAAGCUGGGCAUCUUCUGGUGGAGAUUCGUAUCAUGCGUCGGAACCGUCUGUCGACGAGGCGCGGACUGAGCUUCGCUUGCCAUUCCGCAAGUAUGGAGAUGAGCGCGACAAGGACGGCGACACCCUGUCCAUUGAGAGCCACUCUAUCAAACCUUUCAAGCCAGAGCGUCAUUCCUCGGACUGGCCUUACAGCUGUAAAUAUUUCGUCCCCGAGCUCAUGAAUGCUGAAGGCGCAACUUCUUUACUCAAAGGCGACGCGGAGUUCCUCCCUGCUGAGAGCAACACCUCGGAAUGCUUCACGGUCGUUGAUUUGACGGAGACCGGGCCACAUUCUUUCGUGCUGUCUCCCACAGACAGUCAAUUCGACGAACGGCUCCGAAUGACUGAUCUCUCCCACGGCAGUACGCGAAUCAUCUUUGUUUCGCAGAAACGGCUAUGCCUUAAGAACUACACCACCAGCAGAUACGGGCUCCAGCAUUCAACUUGGCUUCGGAUCUUGUCCUCGGGUGACAUACCCCCAGACGCCGUGCAGCUGAUCCAUGAGAACAACGGAUGCCGGGGAUCCCAUACAUCAUUCUGCUCCGAUGUUAGAAGCAUUCCGUGUCGAACCAAGGCUUCCAGUAACAAGCUUUGGGAGACGCUGUGUGCCUACCACAUUUGGCUUAAGCCGCGACCAUGGUGGAACGAAGAGCAUUUUGUCUACGCUCGCCAUGACUUUCAUUCGACGAGGAAGCUCUUACUCGUGGUUGGUACUUCUCUCGACGCGCAACGACAGCGUGUCUUGUCGCAGUUCCGAUCCGUAACGCAGCCGCAUCUGUUCUCCGUCCUGCUUGCCCUCACAACAACAUGGACGAAGGACCUUGAAGAAUUUGUGUGGGAGCAAGACUUCAGCACACAGCGGCUUGAGUCGGACACUGGCUGGUCCACCGUUGGCCAUACUCAGCUAAAGCCUUUACCGCGCGAGAAGCUCGCCCUCCGCAAAGACGUGAUCUUUACCAAAGACGCGCUAUCCCAUGCGCUCCGUGCAUCAGAGUCAUUCGAUGAACUCUUCACCUUCCUGUCAAAAGAGAUACACUCGAUCCCCUUGGACUGCUAUAAGGUCAAACUCCGUUCCGACCAGCUCAAGGACGCCUUCCUACAACAAAGUUGCAAACAGUGGCACCAAAAGAGCCAAGCUCAAGGACUCAUGGAGCGCCUCGAUACUCAAUGGAAGAUUGUCAGCGCGCUCAUGGCCCAGCAUAAUAACAGCUUGAACUAUCAGAUCGCCACAGAUUCCAGAGUCGACACCGUUAUCAUGCGGCGUAUCUCCUUCGUGACGAUAGCUUUUCUCCCGGCGACUUUUUUAGCGACUUUCUUCAGUAUGUCGUUUUUCCACGUCACUUCGGACGACUUAGCUGCGAGCCCUGCCAUCUGGAUUUACGUUGCCUGCGUCGUGCCCCUGACUCUGGCCAUUGCCUGGCAGUCGAGCACUCGAGGUUUGUCUGCAGUGAGGUGGGCUACAUCAAAGCUGCGGAGGAGGACCCCCAAGAAGAGCGUUUUCUUCGAGGAUUGA
Messenger RNA from Fonsecaea erecta, 1734 nucleotides. RefSeq lists its product as hypothetical. The record is from RefSeq and is a predicted model, not a curated record. Lineage: Eukaryota; Fungi; Ascomycota; Eurotiomycetes; Chaetothyriales; Herpotrichiellaceae. The transcript has 2 exons. The coding region runs from base 1 to 1734 and encodes 577 amino acids. Gene Ontology annotation, molecular function: DNA-binding transcription factor activity. Gene Ontology annotation, biological process: regulation of DNA-templated transcription.